GAUGGAUAAUCCGAGCUAUGGAUCCGCACACAUGUCAUCGCCCGCGCUGGUAGUGUUCUCCCAGGCGACCAAUGGAUUAAGCGACGCGCUACGCAUACAGCGGCCGUUUCACUCACAAUUGCCAGACGCCAAGGAUCUGCACCACCUUUCGCUGAUGAGCGGCUACGGUGCCCACCUGCUGCACGGCUUCCAGCCCCACUUUCUGCACCCGCUGAAUCCGGCCGUCUCGACGGCCAGCGGCACCAGCCCGUUCGGUGGUGGCGGUGCGUUCGUGAAACCCUUCCCCUCCAACCUGCCCCUGCCGUCGGCCUUUGCACCGCCGAAAUGUUUGGGCUUCGGCAUCGAUCAAAACAUCUUCUCCAAGGGCCUACUGUUCGGUUCGUCCGGCUCGGGUUCCGAAUCCUUCCGGACGGACUCGUCCAGUCCGGCGUGCACAUCGUUAUCGCCACCCGCCAAAGACGAGUCGCUCGAGGGACAGACCAGCGAGGAGGGCGACCGCGACCGGGAUCGCAUCUGCACCCCGGAACGCAGCCCGGAGACACCCGGAUUCCGACGUAUUGGGCCACCGAAGAAGUCGUCCUUCAUCGGAACGCCACCCCCGAACGCGUGUCCCAUCUGCGGCGUGCAGCUCUCACCAAGUGACCUGGAGACCCACUUCUCCGCCGAGCUGACGCGGCUCACGAAGAUGACAACGCACGCCGAGCGGCUCGAGCUCCGGCGAACGCUCAGCGUCGACCUGCACACGGUCCAGAACAACCUGCAGGGCCGAACCAGUCGCUGGGAGACGUUCAAAAAUAUCCGCAACAAGCGCCAGGACCGGCUGCGCGGCAAGCUGCGGAAGCGGAAGUUCGACGGCGAGGAUGGCUUCGGGCUGCAGCUGACUAACAUCAACUGCCAGUCGUGCCCGGUGUGCCACGGGCGGUUGCAGCGCACGCAGGAGGAAAUUGCGCAGCACAUCGAGGAGUGCGUCCGCAAGCAACAGCACCAGCACCAACACCAGCAGCAACAGCAACAACAACAACAACAGCAGCAGCAACCCCCGAGUGGCCCGCUACAUCCGGCGCACCACCAUCCGCACCAUUCGCAUCAUCCGCACCACCAGCACCCGUCGGCGGGGUCGGCAGGAUCGCAGCAACCGACGUCCGGAACGGGAGCGCCUGGGUCCGGUCAAUCGUCGCCCCAGGAUGAGGACGAAACGGUCGACGUCGAGAGCUACGGGGACGAAACGUCCAACGGAGCGAUCAACAUGUCAUCGAACGUGAUCCAUCACACCGGGAGUGCAUCCGGGAUGCUGCACAGCCAUCACAGUGCGGCCGCCGCCGCCGCCGCUGCUCACAACAGCAACCACAACAACAACAACAACAUCAUCAAACCGGACACCGUCAACCUGACGAAACUGGAGGAGAGUGCCAUCAGUUCGCUCAGCUCCAUCGUACCGCACUGGGACCGCAAGACCCGGCUUACUCUGCCCCUGGGCUGUAAGCCCGGCGGGGAGGAUCCUCGGCCGUGGGUAACGGCGGGUCUGAAGCCCCGGCUACUGGGCAGCAACUUCGAGCUCGGGCCACCGGGUGUUGGACCGGUACCGACCGAUCAUUCGAUAACGCGCGUCACACCGACCAGCAGCGAUCAGCGCAUCGACGUCGACUACGAGCACGACCACAGCCAGGACAUGGUGACCGACAACGACGAGGAAGUGAUCGUGGACAACACCGACGACGAGGAGUGCAUCAAGCGGCCCCGGACGACAACCGGCCAGCUGACGCAACUGAACGGCCACGGACCAGCGCUUCCGCCGACCCUGGCCAACGGUCACGGAGCUCCUGGAGCGACCCAGCGUGAGGACAAAAAUGGCAGCACGGAAGAGGCCACCUCGUCGGUGGAGAUCGAUUCCGCGACCGAUUCGAUGGCUUCGCGAACGGCCGGAACCACCCCGAACUCGGACUCGUACGUCAGCACCUCGGAGUCGGCGGAACCGUCCUCGAAGGCGCAGGUACUGGAAGAGCUUAAGGCCCGGAUACGGGAGCUGGAGGGAUCACCGCACUACAAGUGUUUCAUAUGUAAGGAAAAAUGUAAAACAUUAAUCAUAUCGAAAAUCUGCGGCCACUAUCUGUGCGAGGAGUGUUGGGUUACGGAAUCGGAAUCGUCCAAAUCUUGUCCCCGGUGCAAGAUCAUCACGGCGAAUUCAGAUUUUAGAAAAAUUCAUGCUUAAAAACCACCAUCCCCGCG
Anopheles cruzii is the source of this 2226-nucleotide messenger RNA. RefSeq lists its product as uncharacterized. Bases 2 to 2209 code for a protein of 735 amino acids. The transcript has 9 exons. NCBI's taxonomy places the organism in Eukaryota, Metazoa, Arthropoda, Insecta, Diptera, Culicidae. The record is from RefSeq and is a predicted model, not a curated record. Gene Ontology annotation, biological process: protein ubiquitination. Gene Ontology annotation, molecular function: ubiquitin protein ligase activity.